ACACGCAUCCCACAGCGAGGGAAGAGGCAGAGAGCAGGCAAGGCAGAGAGGGAGCGAGGGUAGAGAGAGAGAGAUCCCCAAAGCAGCCCUGCACCUCUGAGCUGGAAGCUGCCAGGGCACAGCCAGCAUGUUGGUCCUCAGCCCGCUUGUCUGGGGAUCUUACCUGCAGCUUGUCUUCUGCUUUGCUUUAUCUCAGACUGCGUACGUUGACAAUGUCUUCUCAGUUUCAGCAGAUCUCCCUUGUUUGGAACAGAAGAAACAGCUCAACCUCAGAGCGUGCUGCCUCCUCAUCCCUCCUCCACCGCCCCUGUUCCCACCACCGUCCUUCAGGCAUGGCUGGAACACUAAACUCCUUGCCCUGGAUAUGAAAGAGUUGUGUCAGGAGCUCCCGAUAAUACAGGCUUCCUCUCUGCCCAAAUCAUACUGCCCAGCAGGGCCACCUGGCCCCCAGGGCCCACAAGGAAUUCCUGGUAUAAUGGGACCAAAAGGCGAGAAAGGGGAAAUUGGCAGGCCAGGAAGAAAGGGUAGACCAGGUUCCCCGGGCGUUCCUGGAAUGCCGGGACCAAUAGGAUGGCCUGGACCUGUGGGACCGAAGGGUGAAAAGGGAGAGUUGGGUGUGAUGGGAUUGCCAGGUACAAGAGGACCAAUGGGCUCCAAGGGUUUUCCUGGAACUAGAGGAGAAAAGGGAUCCAGAGGUGACAGGGGUGAUAAAGGAGUCAAAGGAGACCAGGGAGAAAUAGGCUUCCCUGGAAUGCUGGGACAAAAAGGAGAGAUGGGCCCGAAGGGACAGUCUGGAGUACCAGGACACAGAGGACCUAUAGGAAGACCCGGAAAACGAGGCAAACAAGGGCUGAAGGGAGACAUUGGACCUGCAGGUAUCAUGGGUCCACCUGGAAGGCCUGGUCCUUCUGGCCAGCCAGGCCCCCCUGGACCUUCAGGAUCAGGACAAUUUGCAGUAGGACCAAAAGGAGAAAGAGGACUUCCAGGGCCUCCGGGGAGAUGUCUCUGCAGAUCCCCACAACACAUGAGUCACCCACCAUAUGAGGAAUCUGUGUUUGGACACAGUUAUCCUAAAGUCCCUGCGAUUUUUGUGGUGAAUAAUCAAGAAGAAUUGGACCGGUUAAACACUGAAAAUGCCUUAGCUUUUAGAAGAGAUCAGAGAUCUUUGUAUUUCAAGGAUACCUUUGGAUGGCUCCCAGUCCAGCUAUCCCCUUUCUAUCCCAUGGAUUACCGCUUUGAGGAUGGCGAUACUUGUGGAGAUGGGAUUGUACAGGAUGGGGAAGAGUGCGAUGAUGGCAAUACGGUUGUGACCGAUGACUGUAUAAGAUGCCGCCGUGCUUACUGUGGAGAUGGCUAUAGACAUGAAGGGGUUGAAGAUUGUGAUGGAAAGGAUUUUGGAUAUUUGACGUGUAAAACAUAUCUCCCUGGGUCUUAUGGAAGAUUGCGAUGCACUUCUUACUGCUACAUCGACUCUACACAGUGUCGAUACUUCACAUGAGGGGAGCGGAGGUGGGUAGCAUCCCACACGCAGUGGGGUGCUAGGUGCUACACUAUCAUCUAUCCAAGAAGGACUGGGACAAAAAAAACCCCCACCCACCUCUGUGUGAAAGCAAACAAAGAGACAUCAUGCUGCUGAUGGCCAUUUUGAGAUGUUUUUCUUUUUCUUUUAAAAUUUAGCCAGAUUGGGAAAAAAUAGGACCACUGCAUCCUGUCUUAAUAGAGAAAUGUCAAACGGUGUUUACCAGUAAGAAAGACCUUUAUGUGGCUGUGGGUGGCAUCUCACACUCCAUCAAUCACAAAUGUCAUGUUAAGCUACUGGAAACUGAGUUUUUCACUAACCAGGAAUAUCGUGUAACAAUAUUACCUCGAUUUAGCACUGUUAAACCUACAGGUAAGCUCUUCAGGGUUUCUGUCUUUAAACCUUCUCAGCAUAAACACAAAGCGUAUCUUGGAUGCGGUGUUUAUAGAGACUUUCUCUUUUUACAAUGUGAACUUUGCAAGUUGAGUGAUGGAUUCAGCGACAUUAAAGGGUAGCUAUACACCUUCGUGGGUUGAAGGAGCAGAUGCCCUUCAGUAAAUGCUUUCAGGAUCAGCAAAUCAGCCAAAAAAGCUCGUUAACAAGGCUCUGUGUGUCUGUGUGCAUGCAUGGCAAUGCAAUCACAGGAGGCCUGAAACUGCAGACCACCAAGGCCAAAAGGACAAAUAAACUGUGACGUAACCAAGGAGCUCUUUCCCAGGAGAGGAAUCAGACAAGGAGGGAAGAUGAAGAAGGAACAUGUUUCCAUAUUUUUCACCUUUGUGCUGAGCUGGCUGUGCUCUGCUUGACCCCGAAGGGGGUGGGACUGCAUUGGUCACCUGCCUGAAACUACACCAUGACUACGUACACACCGCCUUCACUCUGGUUUAUCUACUGGAAGGUCUUCUCGUUUUCAUCCCCUUGUCCACCCAACCAUCAUCAUUGAAUCCCGGUUACACCCUGUCCUCUCUCUAUCCCACUCACUGUUUCCGCCAUUGUGUCUGGGGUACCCCUCCGUGUACGUUCUUACUUUUGUAUCGCUGUAAAUCAGACUUUGGAGUAGGGUGUUUAUGGAUGCUCAUACAUGCUGUGUAAUAUACAGUGUAAUAUACAUGUAUUUUUGUUUUUCAGAAAGUUUGUUCAACUAUAUUAGCUCUGAUAGGAGUCAGGGUAAUUAUAUACUUAUUUAUUAGUAAGCAUUAAAGAGCGACUUUCAUAUGGGAAGUGUAUUAAAUGUUACGUGUGAAAGAGUCUAUAACAGAGGAAAAUGAAUCAAUGGAUGUGCAGAAUUCAGGACUAGAAGCCUCAAAUCAAGGUGUUAUUUUCAUACAAGCCACUCUUUUCUGCUUCGCGAUCAAUGCUGCACACGACUGUUUGAAAUGCGAGAGUUAUCUGUACCGGUGACAGCACUGCAACAGCUGCACUCACACUGGUAAUACUGUAAAGGUUAAAUAAAGGUGGAUGUUGUGUUGUAAUGAUAACGCAUUAAAGCAAUCAAGAAAUGCAUACAACUUUCACCACCUGUAUAGAAGACUCCAACUCUUCGUGUCCAAAGUGAUACUGGAAAUCAUCAAUUAAAAAAACCCAAAACAACCAAAACAACAAAACCCACAGUUGGUGUACUCUUUGUGGCUGUCACUUACCUGAGCUAUUUAUGUUGCUAUGAAGCCAGGCCAACAGCAUUUGUAGCCCAGUUCAAAUUUUUUCAUCUUGUUGCUUUUCUUCUUUUUAAACAGACGUCUUAAUAACAGGCCAAGGAACCACUGGGGCAAGGAGCUUGCCCUAAGCUCUGGAAAUCUGGGUGCUAGCACAGCUGCCUUUCAAUUUCCCCUUGUGCUGUGAUGGGUUCCAGCAGCGUCACACUAUGCAGUAGCACGUAUCCCGGCAGAAGGCUCCAAAGGACAGCUGUGCUUCCAGCAGCACAUCUUGCUGGCCAAUCCUUCAGAUGAACCUCUGGCAACAUCUGCCUGGUGUUACCAUCCUGAGCUUGGAGACUUUUCAUCUGAACCCCUCACCUUCUCCAAGGAGUUCAUCUCUGCUCCCCAAAAGGCUGGAGUCUUUGGGAAAAUUGGUGAUUCCAGUGGCCUUUCAUCUUCAGGUUGAAGUCACAUAAUUUUUAAAAGCUCCUACCUCCAAAGGACAUUGAGUUGCAAAGCAAAGCGCAUAGAAGGUAGGGAAUAUAAACAGGAGAUCUGAUCAUAUAGUAAAAUUGUACUGUGCUGCACAUGUUCAGGAAGGGGCAUAUUGGUCUGGUCAGAAAACAUUCACAAAGCAUGGAUUUUAAAUGGACUUCAUUAAUUCAGCAUCUGAACAGAAAGAAAGCAGCAUAAGAUAUAAGGGGGAAAAAAAGACCUGAAACAAGUUUCUCUGCCAUUACUGUCAUGUUUCCCUCAGAUGACAAAGCAUGAGGAAGAUAUCUGGGAAGGUGUUAAGUAUAUAUGAUUUAAAAGGCUGCAAAAUAAAUCCUUCCUCCUUAUUUCUGACAUACUGCUUUAUCAUUAAUUGGGGAUUCUUCAGCUGGACAGUGCCUGGUCUGCUGUGAAUUAUCUUCCCUCCUGCUCUGAGUUUCUUAACAUGUUGUGCCAAGACUGGUUCAAAAGUUAAUUGGGGUAUUGCAGUUCCUUGGCCUUUUGGAGCAGCAAAUGCUUGUGAGAGAGUUUUUUAAGUGAUUAGUAUGCAGCUCUAGAGAAAUACAAAACCAGUAUGAUUUUACACCAUGCACUGUAUUAAAUGUCUACUAAAAAUCCAGCUUGCACUUAAUAUAUAAUUAAAUAUAUGUAGUUACCUACUGUGUGUAUUA
This is a messenger RNA of Strigops habroptila (Kakapo), 4316 nucleotides long. RefSeq names its product collagen like tail subunit of asymmetric acetylcholinesterase (gene COLQ). The coding region runs from base 128 to 1498 and encodes 456 amino acids. The record is from RefSeq and is a predicted model, not a curated record. Lineage: Eukaryota; Metazoa; Chordata; Aves; Psittaciformes; Psittacidae. Gene Ontology annotation, molecular function: heparin binding. The transcript has 17 exons.